AUGUCUCAAUUAUACUUACAAUCAGCUAAUCAGACUUUGUGUGCAUCCGUGGAUAGUACAGAACUGAAAUCAAGCUCUGAUAAUGAAACCACAAAGGAAAAAUGGACCGAAGACUCCUUUCCAGGAUUAGAAAUAUUGUGCACAAUUUAUGUUACAUAUGCUGUGAUCAUUUCAGUGGGUCUCCUUGGAAAUGCAAUACUCAUCAAAGUUUUUUUCAAGAUUAAAUCAAUGCAGACGGUUCCCAACAUCUUCAUCACCAGCCUGGCAUUCGGAGACCUGCUGCUUUUGUUAACAUGUGUGCCUAUAGAUGCAACACGUUACAUUGUGGAUACUUGGCUCUUCGGAAGAAUUGGGUGCAAGCUGCUGUCUUUUAUCCAGUUAACAUCAGUUGGAGUAUCAGUGUUUACCCUGACUGUUCUCAGUGCUGACAGGUACAGAGCCAUCGUUAAACCCUUGGAACUGCAGACUUCAGAUGCACUCCUGAAGACCUGCUGUAAAGCAGGCUGUGUUUGGAUUGUCUCCAUGAUAUUUGCUAUCCCAGAGGCUGUUUUUUCAGAUUUAUAUUCUUUCAGCAAUCCUGAGAAAAAUGUAACUUUUGAGGCGUGUGCCCCCUAUCCUGUAUCUGAGAAGAUCCUGCAGGAAGCUCACUCUCUGGUUUGCUUCUUAGUGUUCUAUAUUGUGCCCUUAGCUGUCAUAUCUGUCUACUACUUUCUUAUCGCCAGAACUUUAUAUAAAAGUACAUCCAACAUGCCAGCAGAAGAACACUCUCAUGCCCGUAAGCAGAUUGAAUCCCGCAAGAGAGUUGCAAAGACAGUGCUGGUGCUUGUGGCUCUGUUUGCCUUCUGCUGGCUGCCCAACCACAUCCUGUACCUAUACCGCUCUUUCACCUACCACACUUCUGUCAAUGCUUCUGCCUUUCAUCUGAUAGCAACUAUUUUUUCCCGUGCCUUGGCCUUCAGCAAUUCCUGCGUCAAUCCCUUUGCUCUUUAUUGGCUGAGUAAAAGUUUCCGGCAACAUUUUAAAAAGCAAGUUUCAUGCUGCAAGGCAGCAUUCUGUGCAAAGUCUCCCAGUGCUCCCCAGAGCAGUUCUCCUACCAGAGCCCUGUCAGUCACAGGCAGCAUGCAUGGCUCAGAAAUCAGUGUCACACUGCUAACAGAUUAUAGCAUCACGAAAGAAGAGGAAAGUGUUUAAUCUGUGUGGGAAGAAGAAGGACAGAAACUGCAUCAUUGCUAUCAAGUCACUGCUACUGGUAUCUUGGAAAAAGGUGCCAUGGCUUGCCUGUCUGUGAAAGUGUGUUCAUCAGGAGUUCCUCAUUUUUCAAAAUAUAGAAUAAAGAAAUCAAAUUGUGUGGGGGAAGAAGCUGCAACAACUGACCUUUCCAGCAUAAGCUCAAAGGGAUUACUCAUGUUCCCAGGCAUGAACACAGAUUCCUUGCUGGAAGUCUUGGACUGGGCAGGAGGGGACUUAGCAGAGAAUUGGCUGUAAGGAUAGUUUUGUUCUUGGUGACUUGCUCUUUGAAUCAUGUCUGAGAGCUCCCUCAGACAACUACUUGCAUCUGCAGCAAGCAAGCAAAGCCACUUGGUCAUAACAGGAUCAACCAGGCACAUUUUUGAUUUAUUUAUUUUCUUGUCCUGGAUGUUAAAAAUGGGUAAACACAUUGAGAAAGAACUCUAAAAUGAAAGAAGGCUAAAGUUUAUAGGACUGUAAAAUAAAAAAAGAAAAAGCAUUAUGAGCCACAUCCACAGUAGUUGUUGCUCUGUCUGUGACUUAGAAAUUCUGGGUAAGAGCUGACUGCUUUGUAGUGAGAUG
Messenger RNA from Onychostruthus taczanowskii (white-rumped snowfinch), 1809 nucleotides. It is a transcript of the gene BRS3, whose product is annotated as bombesin receptor subtype 3. The record is from RefSeq and is a predicted model, not a curated record. Gene Ontology annotation, cellular component: membrane. The transcript is spliced from 3 exons. Bases 1 to 1191 code for a protein of 396 amino acids. Gene Ontology annotation, molecular function: G protein-coupled peptide receptor activity. NCBI's taxonomy places the organism in Eukaryota, Metazoa, Chordata, Aves, Passeriformes, Passeridae. Gene Ontology annotation, biological process: G protein-coupled receptor signaling pathway.